Molecule: messenger RNA, 468 nt
Organism: Hymenoscyphus albidus
Lineage: Eukaryota; Fungi; Ascomycota; Leotiomycetes; Helotiales; Helotiaceae
Source: the annotation of a GenBank genome assembly
AUGGAAAACUCUACCCUUCGCACCAUCGUCCAGGAACUCAACGAACGACCCUCAGCAGGAUCAACAUCCCGUCACGACUGGCACAUCUCACUUCGCCACGAUAUGGGCUGGCACUACAGCCUCUUCAUCUACCGCCAAGACAUACCCGACUGCUUUCUAACCGAUUCAUUCGUCAUUGAAAAUCAUCCCAUCACUGAUGCAGAAGUUCUAAGAAUGACCUGCAGCAUUCUAAUUGAAGUUCUCCACAGGGACCUCACCCUCCCGUGGUAUCGGAGUACCAACGAUGUGGAUCUCGGAGGUCGGAUGGCCGAUUUGAUGAGGAGUUAUGGCCUUCAGAUAUGGGAUAUUCCGGCUGCGCGACCGGAGGUGAAUCGUUGGGCUAAUGAGGCGUAUAAUCUCUUUAUGAGUCUUAGGGUAGGGAAGGAAUGGUUUGAUUUAAGGGAUUUUGAGCGGUACUUUUGGAUUUAG